UCCUGCCAGAAGAUACACCAAGUACUCUCCUGCCUGCUUCUCUGAUCACCUUGGCUGCAGUGGUCCAGUCUUCUGGAAGCUCUUCCCGUCCACCGAGAGCCUGUAUCACCUCUUCCCGAAAAGCUGCACAACACUCAUCCUGUCUCAGCUUCCACCACAUGGUUCUCUUCUCUGCCUUUGUCUUCCUAAUUUUCCUCCCCACCACCAGAGUCAUCUUACACACCACCAUCCUAUGCUGUCUAGCCACACUCUCCCCUACCACUACCUUACAGUUGGUAACCUCCUUCAGAUUACAUCGUCUGCACAAGAUGUAAUCCACCUGUGUGCUUCUACCUCCGCUCUUGUAGGUCACCCUAUGUUCGUGCCUCUUCUGGAAAAAAGUGUUCACUACAGCCAUUUGCAUCCUUGUUGCAAAGUCUACCACCAUCUGUCCCUCCAAGUUCCUUUCCUGGAUACCGUACUUACCCAUCACUUCUUCAUCACCCUUAUUACCUUCACCAACAUGUCCAUUACAAUCUGCACCAAUUACGACUCUCUCUCUGUCUGGGAUGCACAGAACUACAUCAUCUAGCUCCUUCCAGAAUUUCUCUUUCACCUCUAGGUCACAUCCUACCUGUGGGGCAUAGCCACUAAUCACAUUACACAUAACACCCUCAAUUUCAAAUUUCAGCCUCAUCACUCGAUCUGAUACUCUUUUCACCUCCAAGACAUUCUUAGCCAACUCUUCUUUUAAAAUAACCCCGACUCCAUUUCUCUUCCCAUCUACACCAUGGUAAAAUAAUUUAAACCCUGCCCCUAAACUUCUAGCCUUACUGCCUUUCCACCUGGUCUCCUGGACACACAAUAUAUCAACCUUUCUCCUAAUCAUCAUGUCAACCAACUCCCGGGAUUUUCCUGUCAUAGUCCCAACAUUCAAAGUCCCCACAUUCAGUUCUAGGCUCUGUGUUUUCCUCUUCUCUUUCUGCCGAAGAACCCGCUUUCCACCUCUUCUUCUUCUUCUUCUUUGACUUCGACUUCGACCCACAGUAGCUGAAUUUCCAACAGCGCCCUGCAGGUUGACGGCGCCGGUGGCGGACGUUGUUAACCCGGGCCACGACCGAUCCGGUAUGGAAUUCUUUGGAUGAACGCUCAUAUUUGUUUGGCAAGGUUUUAAGCCGGAUGCCCUUCCUGACGCAACCCUCUGCAUUUAUCCGGGCUUGGGACCGGCCUACAGUUUGCACUGACUUGUGCCCCCCAUAGGGCUGCAUUUACUAGGCCCAUAUUAUUCUAAAGUAUAUACUCCUAUGCAAGUACAAUUUUUGACAUCAUCUACCACCGCAUGUACGCCAACAGUAGAAAUUAGAGGGUACAUCACACUGCACGCUAAUCACUGAUAGUAAUAAGUGAAAAAUCCAAAUGUUAUAUUGGAAGUUAGAGCAAAGAUCCUUCUGUAUUUGGUAGGCUGGCCACUCCUGUGAAGGUCACCACUGUUCCAUCUUCUUCUUUUCUUUUGGGCUUGUCCCUUUAGGGGUCGCCAUAGCGCGUCAUCCUUUUCCAUGUAAGCCUAUCCUGUGAAGGUCACCCUGUUCCAUAAUUUCUCUAUAUGAGGUUAAUGGCGCGGCACGGUGGGCGACUGGUUAGCACAUCUGCCUCACAAUUCUGGGGACCCGGGUUCUAAUCCGGCCUUGCCUGUGGAGUUUGCAUGUUCUCCCCGUGCAUGUGUGGGUUUUCUCUGGGUACUCCGGUUUCCUCCCACAUCCCCAAAACAUGCACGGUAGGUUCAUUUAAGACUCUAAAUUGCCCGUAGGUGUGAAUGUGAGUGCGAAUGGUUGUUUGUAUAUAUGUGCCAUGCGAUUGGGUGGCAAUCAGUUCAGGGUGUAUCCCGCCCCUUACCCAAAGAUAGCUGGGAUAGGCUCAAGUACUCCCGCAACCCUAGUGAGGAUAAGCGGUACGGAAAAUGGAUGGAGGUUAAUGUCUGUCCCUAUGGUCCCCCAGAAUCCUAAAGCUUUACAAAUGGCCUUGUAACCCUUUCCAGACUAAUAGAUGCCCCCAAUUUACCAAACUAUCGUAUCGCUACUUGAUACUUUUAUCAGUGCUAUCUAAAGAAUUUUAUAUUAAUGAUAGAUUAGUUAAGUUAGUCAGAGCUCUCAAUGCUAUGGGGCACAUUAGGCCGCAAUCAGUAAUCUGUAAUUUUGUUUUGUUUUUAAAUGGGAGCAGGUGAUUGGCCCACUGCCCAACCCCAGCACCUGGUAUUCCGAGGCAGUCUCCCAUCCAAGUACUAACUAGGACCGACCCUACUUAGCUUACGAGAUCGGACAGCAUGUGGGGAUCGGGUCGGCGUGAUAGAUGAGUAGUAAAUUAUAUUUUUUAGUGUUUUUAUUGCUGCGCUUUUGCUGCCCGAGGCGUUCCCAGGCCAACCGAAGGACGUAGUCUCUCCAGCGUGCACUCAUUACUCAUAAAAUAAAAAGGAAGGGACAUUUUUCCAUGCUCAGAAAAAGGUACUUUAAUAAACAGACUUUAGCAAGAGUGCAAGCUUCAAAUAAUAAAAAUGAAAAUCAUAAAAUUCACAUAAAGGAACAUCUAUCUAACCUCACAAAUGAAAUGAAAUGUUCCAAGCCGACCCUUUGAAAAGAAAACCAAAAUAGUCCAAAAACAUCAAUUCAAGGAAAGUAUUUGGUUGCACUCAAAGUUUCAAUAGAUGGGAAAUAAAAACAGUCCAAAGUGUGAAAAUCCAAAGUAUAAUAAAAACAGGCGGCACGGUGGGCGACUGGUUAGAGCGUUUGCCUCACAGUUCUGAGGACCGGGGUUCAAUCCCCGGCCCCGCCUAUGUGGAGUUUGCAUGUUCUCCCCGUGCCUGCGUGGGUUUUCUCCGGGCACUCCGGUUUCCUCCCACAUCCCCAAAACAUGCAGGGUAGGUUCAUUGACGACUCUAAAUUGCCCGUAGGUGUGAAUGUGAGUGCGGAUGGUUGUUUGUUUGUGUGUGCCCUGCGAUUGGCUGGCAACCAGUUCAGGGUGUACCCCGCUUCCUGCCCGAUGAUAGCUGGGAUAGGCUCCAGCACGCCCGCAACCCUAGUGAGGAGAAGCGGCUCAGAAAAUGGAUGGAUGGAUACAUUUCAAUUCAAACUCCUAGUUUGUUCUAGCCCAGAUUCUCAAGACUGUUCAAAUUGUCUCUUCUUAGGCUGCCUCUCUUAUCAUCCUGCGUCUUACACAAAGAUAGAUAUGAGACUAGGCUAUUGACCUCAGUAAAUGUUAAAUAUAUUAUAGAAGUUAUCAUUUAUUUGCUUAGCUUGCAUUAGUAAAAUGGACAAUUUUAGAUGUUUCGCCUUCAAAAAGAAGACUCAGCAUCAUCCGAUGGAAGGGCGCCUGGACCAAGGACGUGAUCGGAUGUGGUCGGGUCGUGACAGGUGUUGGUCCAAUAUUAUGUGUUGUGUCUUAUUGCUUAGAAUACUAUGUCUGGGAAAAACCCUCUUAUUAUCAAAUAUUUUGUGUUGUGUCUUAUUACUUAGAAUACUAUGUCUGGGAAAAACCCUCUUAUUAUCAAAUAUUUUGUGUUGUGUCUUAUUGCUUAGAACAUUAUGAUUUGUAAAUCCCUCCUAUUUCAAAUAAAUGCAGGAGCGAGGGGGGGGGGGGGGGUGAUUGUUUAGAGCGUGUUGAGAGACUGUGAUCUGAACAAUCUCCCAUACGCCCUCCUCUUGAGAAAAAGAAACCAGCGUCUUCAUUCCUUUUGUGUCUAUUAUAAUGUUGGGUAAGAUAAAUCUAACAUAAAUUGGUCCUUCGAGCCGGAUUUCAACACACCCGAAGAUUCCAGUUGUGGAGCCGACAUCCAGUUAAGAGACCGUGGCCACGGCAUUUGAGACCCUUUCCGGGACUGGUCUUCGUACUUCUCAACUGGGAUCUGAAGGUUGACGACAAUCCACAGGAUUGAAGACGACUUUGCAGGAAACCAAGUUGGUUGGACCGGGAGACUGGGUCCUAAUUCGAAGCAUCAAAAAGAAGCACUGGCAUUCACCAAAGUGGGAAGGACCGUAUCAAGUGUUAUUGACAACACCAACAGCCCUAAAAAUAGCAGAAAGAAAUACGUGGGUUCAUUUAACACACUGUAAAAGAGUCAUUUCAGCUGAGUACUGAAAUAGGGAAGGUGAGCUAAAGUCUGAUAACGGAGCGGGAGCAGAUGUGUAGAUUCUGAAAACGCUUGCUGGUCAGUGAAGAAAAAAGACACCAACCCGUUUAGUGAGAACUCACCAGAAUGGCACACCCACAUUGGUUACGACAUUUGAUAAGUGGUUACGUAGCAACUUCGGCUACUAUGGUGUUGGUUUUGUUUUUGUGGUACAUGGGACGUCCCACCCUAAAUGAUACAACCCAUUUUUUUGAUAGAAAAUCACCUACCAACUGGACCAAUAUGACAAACCCAAUAAUAAAACAUUUUGAAUCAUUAGCUCGUGUCAAAAGGAGUACAGCUGAUGAUCAAAAUUGUGGGCAUGGCCUCCAAACGCGGCAAAAAGGUUUAAUAUUUUGUGCCCCCCAAAAUCAAGCUGCUUUAAUCAUAAUUCCAUAUGCGGCUCUCACAAAUGACGCUCAAGAGAAUGGGCAGAAUUGGGGAUUUAGAUAUGACUGGUAUGCAACUAUAGGCUUUAAAUGGGAAGACCUUAUUGGUGAAACAGGUUAUGAUUGGUCCAGUUGGUCAAAAAGAACAGCAAAAGAACAUAGAAAGAAAUUUAACUUAAGCAAAACGGUCCAUAGUUUAAUAUUGAAAUACGAAUCAAAUCACCCAAUGUGUUUGACGGUGAGCUUGUGGGCAUAUACUGGCGGAAAAGAUCCCCACUUCCAAGUAGCAUUGUGUUAUGGGAACCAUGUUGAACCAGAAAUGCCAUUAGAAACUUCAAAUAAAGGUGGAUACAUUUUAACGAUUAACGAAAUAACUACUGAUGACUGGUUCCUUGUUGUCACAGGAGUUUCAGGACAAAAUAAUAAUUGGUUACUAUUGGUGGAACAAGCAGCAAAUGUAACGAGAAAAGAGUGUGUAGUUUGCAUGGGUCCCAGGCCUUUGUUGCGCAUAGUUCCGGCACAAUUAUCACAAGAUUGUAUUAUUCCAUUAAUGAACGCUACUGUACCAACUAAGAGGUGUAAAUCAUGUGAUCCUAUAUAUCCCGUAACAGAAGCAGAUAAACACAAACCAAUGUUUUCUACUUUAGUAGCACGAAAUAAUUUCACUUGUAUAAACAUGAUUAAUAAAGGGAAAAAAUUAGGACCACUGAACGACACACAGUGUAAAGUAAUCUUAAAAGUCAAACCAAAUUUUGUGCCAAUAUCACGGAGCGACAUCUGGUGGUGGUGCGGAGAUGAUAGACUGUUUGAUAGAUUACCUAAAGAUAUAUCUGGAUUAUGCGCUAUUAUUACUUUGAUAUUGCAUGUGUCAGUAUACCCUAUGCCUGUUCAAGAUUUAAUGGAAAGGACACCAAUGUUUUUGUCCAAUCUAGAACAUAGACAUAAAAGAGAUUUGUCCUGGCACGGGCAAAAUAAUCCAACAUACAUCGACGCCAUAGGUGUUCCUCGUGGGGUGCCAAAUCAAUACAAAUUGGCUGACCAAGUUGCAGGAGGAUUUGAGUCUUUCAUAUGCUGGUGGUGUACGAUUAAUAAAAAUGUUGAUAGGAUAAACUACAUCCACUUCAAUGUACAGAGAUUAGGAAAUUGGACUCAGAGUGGGUUGGAAGCUGUGCAUGAGCAGCUCAAGGCUUCCUCUUUAAUGACGUUCCAGAACCGCAUAGCUGUCGACAUGCUCCUCGCAAGAGAAGGAGGUGUUUGCGGUAUGUUUGGAGAACAAUGUUGUACAUACAUUCCAAACAAUACUGCUUCGGAUGGCAGCUUGACCAGAGCCAUCGAUGGUCUACGGACCCUCAAUCACAAGAUGAAGAACCACUCUGGGGUGGACACCUCUUUGUGGGACAGCUGGAUGGACGUUUUUGGUAAAUAUAAAACCCUAAUUUCACCAAUAUUGAUAUCAAUUGCUGUUUUUGCAGCCAUGAUGAUAAUGAUGAUUAUGAUGAUAAUGAUGAUUUUGCUUUAACUGAUUUGUUUCCUGAUACAGAUGAUUACGAUGUUUAAACUACAACAUUCAUAUAUGACAAGUUUACUCUGAGUGUAAAUGUAUUUGUUUCAUAAAAAUGAUUCUACAGUUAAAAAUCGAAAUGAAGUGACUGUAAGAUGAUAUGAGAAUUUGUGCAAAUACAUGAUAAACAGGAGGGAAAUGUUAAAUAUAUUAUAGAAGUUAUCAUUUAUUUGCUUAGCUUGCAUUAGUAUAAUGGACAAUUUUAGAUGUUUCGCCUUCAAAAAGAAGACUCAGCAUCAUCCGAUGGAAGGGCGCCUGGACCAAGGACGUGAUCGGAUGUGGUCGGGUCGUGACAGGUGUUGGUCCAAUAUUAUGUGUUGUGUCUUAUUGCUUAGAAUACUAUGUCUGGAAAAAACCCUCUUAUUAUCAAAUAUUUUGUGUUGUGUCUUAUUACUUAGAAUACUAUGUCUGGGAAAAACCCUCUUAUUAUCAAAUAUUUUGUGUUGUGUCUUAUUGCUUAGAACAUUAUGAUUUGUAAAUCCCUCCUAUUUCAAAUAAAUGCAGGAGCGAGGGGGGGGGAUUGUUUAGAGCGUGUUGAGAGACUGUGAUCUGAACAAUCUCCCAUACGCCCUCAUGAGAAAAAGAAACCAGCGUCUUCAUUCCUUUUGUGUCUAUUAUAAUGUUGGGUAAGAUAAAUCUAACAGUGACUAACCGACAGUGUCCUCUCGUGACCUUUUGUAGUACCGGUUUUAUUGUUUAAUAACCCUUUGAAGUGCCGGUUUUAUGGUUUUAUGACCGGAAACCGUAAUGACGUCCCAUGAUCGUGUGUGACCCUGUAUGACCAUGUUUGACCCCUGUCUGACCGCAAGAGGUCUCGCCAACAAGGCACUACCCGUCAAAACAAGGUAUUAAAUCAUAUGACGUCCCGUGAUCAAAACAAACCCCCUCAAGGUCAAAGCAUAAACACACGUCAAAACAAGGUCAUAUCUCAUAUGAUGUCACAUGAUCAAAGCAAACUCCCUUGGUCAAAGAUCAAAGCCAUUAACCUGUCAAAACGACCUGUCAACAGUUUAAUGAAAGGGGCCCUUUCUUGUUUUUUUUCUUUUUUCAUGUCCCAAAUAGUUAUGUAUCAUCCACGUCGGGGAAAUCAAAGCUUCUCUCAAAUAGAUGCCUCCCUUUCUACUGGAAAUAAUUCACAAAAAACAGGUAGUACAGUUCAAAAACUUAAUUUGUUCCGAACAGAAGCAAUUUUCCCUUUACUGUAUAAUGAAUGGAAAUAGAAUUAUUCCUUGACAGCCCCAGAAGUUAUGUUUAACUUGUUUAUUGUGGUUUUAGUUGAAGAAAGUGUGAAAGGAAGACAUUUAUUGCACCCCCCGUGCCGCGAUUUAACAAAUGCUCACUUCCCCCUCCCUGCCCCCACCGUACGCAUAUGUAUUCGUAUGUUACGUCUGCUUGUAUAUUUAACUCGUGAUAUAUUCCCUUGUCUUCAGUUUCCAUGUUUUUUUCUAUACUGAACUCAUACAGCACGUUCAAUACCUCAAUACAUAAUACUUCCUAACACAACUUCAUAUUACCAGCUACACAGUAAGAAAGUUCCCAUUAGUCAGAAUAUUUCUGAGAAUGAUCUACCUUUCCCACACACGUAUCGAUGAUACACUCACACAGAUUGUCCCACAUUCACUUAUAACAAUUGUACACUUAUCAUUAAUAUGUCAAGUAUAGUGGACCAUGUUCCGCGCCUCCAUUGCUGAGGCGGCCGACCGGAGCUGUGGCCGUAAGGUGGUCGGUGCCUGUCGUGGCGGCAAUCCCCGAACCCGUUGGUGGACACCAACGGUGAGGGAUGCCGUCAAGCUGAAGAAGGAGUCCUAUCGGGCCUUU
Molecule: messenger RNA, 7906 nt
Organism: Phyllopteryx taeniolatus (common seadragon)
Lineage: Eukaryota; Metazoa; Chordata; Actinopteri; Syngnathiformes; Syngnathidae
Exons: 2
Coding region: 4226-6046 (606 amino acids)
Source: RefSeq, a predicted model, not a curated record